Nasonia vitripennis (jewel wasp) is the source of this 983-nucleotide messenger RNA. RefSeq lists its product as uncharacterized. The transcript has a single exon. Bases 204 to 911 code for a protein of 235 amino acids. Gene Ontology annotation, molecular function: N-acetyltransferase activity. Lineage: Eukaryota; Metazoa; Arthropoda; Insecta; Hymenoptera; Pteromalidae. The record is from RefSeq and is a predicted model, not a curated record.
UUUUGAUGAUGUGAGUGCGCACAUUCAUCCAAGCGUUGUGUUGCUGCAAAUUACUGUUUCGUGAAGAAGAUAAAAAAAAGAAUUUAAUUCAAUUUGAUCGAUAAAUUUUGGUCAAUUUAUCAGUCGAGUUUUUCAUGCGAAGUCAAACGGUUUGAAUAUUUAGUGCUAGUUUACAUUAUUUUUUCGACGGCUGAACCUACGGAAUGUUACCCAAUGACUACGAAAUCCGAGAUUUGAAGGACCAGGACAGGCCGCUUCUUUUGGGUUUUAUAAUGCAGCAUUUUUAUCUGAAAGAAUAUCUGCUGAAGACGUACUUUGCUAAGAACGAGGACCAGAUCACGGAAAAAGACUGGCGCACCAUAAAGGAAGAUUUCGAAACAAGGCAUAAGUCUCUCGUGGCUAGUUCAUCGGGUCUCAUCGCUGUACACCUUGAGACGCAACAGAUUGCCGGUGUGCUGAUGUAUUCCAUAGUAGACAACCCAAAUUCUACAAGUACCAUUGACUGCAAUUCUCCAAACGACACGAGAAAAGAUCCACCGAAAUCAAAGUUGCUGUCAGACUUUUUCGAUCUGGUUCUGCGCGUUGCCAACAGCAGUGUAGACAUUUUCCAACGAUUCCCCGAAUUCAAAACCGCCAUGAAACUGAACAUCGUCUGCGUGGAUUCUACCCGUCGAUCUCGAGGUUUGUUCAAAGCUUUGGUGCAUUCCGCUGUCACUCUAGCCAGGGAUAGAAAAGCGCCUGUCGUCUGUGGAUUGUUCACGUCGUCAUUUACACAUGCUGCCCUCGAAAAGCAAGGAUUCGAGUAUUUGAAUAAUAUGAACAUCAUGAGUUUUCGAGACUUGCAGGGCAACGCAAUUUACGAGGGCACGUCGAAGCCGUGUGAGAUCGCGACGAUGGCACUGGUACUGUGAUGGAUAUCCGUUUUAAGAUUAUUAUCGACGUUUAUAUUAACUCUAAUAAAACAUUUUCUAUCCAAACGUCAA